CUCUUUUCAAAUAAGGAGUCGGGGGUUAAAGGUCGAGUGUUCUUUCGGAUCACAAACCUGUGAUCGACGGAGCGAGUAUUUUCGAAUCCGUAGACACAAAUGUCAAGGGUUUUUCAAGGAGUGUUGUGGAAUCAAGUGCCGAAUCGAGCGGUAUUAUUAGGAUAAAGUUCGUUUCAAAUGAUGGAAAUGAGUGAUCUGUUGUAAACGAUUUGAUUCGAAAUCGAAGCAGUAGUGUUCUUCCUCCAUGGUUCAACAGACAGUUGAACUUGAAAUUUGAAAGGUUUGUGCAUGCUGCACAGCAGGACAGGAUCCAGAAAUGGCAGCAAAAGCAAAAGACUCGAGACUGAAUGGCACCCCCAGCAAUCGUAAUGGUGUAGCACCACUAGCCUCUCUCCGAGAACCUGUCUACCCCACCGAGCGAGCUGCUAAGUCGGCCAAGAAGACCGCCCUGAUCGCGCCGUUGGCUAGCGAGGGGAAUUACCAGACGCUGAAGAUGAAGACCAACCAAAGUCAGUGGACGCCGAUUCUUCACAAACCGUCCAAUGAGCAGAUAUUUGUAGAAAGGAGAGAACUAAUAGGCCAUUGGUUUGACCUAUGGACAGACGCUCAGAGAAAGCGCUUCUUGCAGUACAUCCUGAUGCGUUGCCGGCGAGCGCAACUCUUGUACCUCUACAACUGGUUUGAGGGGCGCAUCCCCCUGGAGCACCUCAACUUUGCGACGGUGCUUCCACGCUUCCUGUCCCUCUACAUCUUGUCCUUCCUGGACCCCCGCAGCCUCAGCAAAGCGGCCAUGGUGUGUUGGCACUGGAAGUUCCUUGCUGAGCAGGACAUUCUAUGGAUGCCCAAAUGCAUCAAGCUUGGAUGGUUCUUGCCAUAUAAACCCAAAGAUAACGAGUACGGAGCAUGGAAGAGGCAUUACAUCCACUGCCUAAGAACACUGGAUGUUGCCCAAUCACCAAAAGAUUUUGGACUAUAUGGCCGCAUGGGUGACGGUUCGGAUUUGGACGAUGCUGCAGCUAGAAAGAAGAAAAACCAAACAUCGAGUGACCUUGUUGUCUCAAGUAGUUUAGACAGUCGGCCAGUCUGGCUGGACCCAGACCCUCGCCCACAGGACCUAGAGAACGCCUACCGCAGCAUGGCGCAUUCCGGGAAUCCUAACCAACCAGGGCUACCGCCAUCCACCCUUAAACAUUCCAAUGGCAAGACAAUGACCCUGUCGUCACUGUCAUCACGGAAACAUGGGCGGUCUUGGACUGAACCCGCUAGGGUGUUUGAUUACGGUCUCGGCACGAAGACGAGGAAAGAACAACACAGAGCCCAGGGGAGAGAUGACCUAGACCUGUCUGAGGUAUCCACCGAGGCAGUGACGCUAUCAGCAAGCAUAGCCCUGGAGAUGGGGCAACCGGUUGGCUCGGCCCUGCUACAGUCCAUCAGACAUGAGGCCAGGAAACCGGUUUCCCGCAGGAGAGACUUGUCUGCAGGGGGUGAAUACCCAGGAGGCAUUGCAGCUCAUUCCCACAAUGCACUGGGCAAAACGAGCGCAGCAGGGCCACGUCAAAACCCGCGUCUGCUCGUAAUAUCUUCACAAAUUACGGCAAUGCAGCUUCUAAUGUCUGCAGUCAAGCCAGAUGUCUUGGUCAUAGCCUAUGAGUAUAUUGGAACCACCUUGGAGUCUCUCCUGUUUAAGAUUGAAGAAGCGCUGGCCGGAUUGCAAGCUAGGAGUAUUGGCAUCAUGGUGGAGGGCUGUGAUGAAAUCCAAUUGGUGGGUUCCAUGGCAACCAGCAACGCAUCCCUGGAGAGACCGGAACUCAAGCAUUUCUGGGAGAGGGUGUGCGCCACCAUCCUGCCCGGUGCUCAGGGGGGUCAUCUGGACCUGUUUGUACCCCUGGCUGCCUGCGAUGACGGCUGCACCCUCUUACAGCAGUUGAGUCGACUGACUGGUGUUCCCAUCACGUCCCCUUCCACACUCACUGACUCCAAGUAUGGACACGUUAUGGGUGAGUGGGAUAACUGGGGUAAAUCGCCCAGCCCGGCCUCCCUGUACCUGGAGUAUGACAAGCUGCAAGGCUGGCUGGCAUCCUCACAACGUGUGAUGGAGGCGGUAGCAGCCUGCCAGAGGAUACUGAGGAGCUUCCUCAGGGAAGAGAGAGAAGACUUGGUUGCCAAACUCACAGGAGAUAUUAUAUUCAAUAACCUUGGUAUUCAGGAUGCCAGACUGGGACAGAUAGCGCCCUCGCUUGUCCAGGCGCUGUCCAACUUAACUACCCAGACCCUCGAGGUGGAUCCGCUAGCAUUUGUUGGCAAGCAACUUCUUCAGGGGAGCAGACAGAGUGUCUCGGAUAUCGGCGCUCAUAAAACACCAGCUGCAAAACAGAGUCCAACCAAGGGAACCGUAGCAUCAACUGCCAAACCUAAACAGCUCAAAAAGAUGUCCAGUCUCGACAUGGAUGGCGACAGUGAAAUCUCGGAGGAAAUCGGCGAGGAAAUCUCCGACUUUGACAGCGAGGUUGAAAAUAUCAACCGCAACGCUCUGUACUCUUCCGUGUCAGAGCUCCGACCGGCAGAGGUACCAGUCACGGCUGGUACCCAGCAAGCAUCAACCUUCAAAGUAACUCAGUUGCAGACGGGGGACGUCAGGCAAAGCACCGCCAUCCAGAUCUUGUCGUCAGAGCUCAACUACCUGAAGCAUCUCGGCAUCAUCGAGGAUGUCUAUCGUAAACCCCUCGUGGCGGCGAUCAAGUCCAACAAAGCCAUCAUCAGCCAGGCUAACAUUCAGAUGAUCUUCACCGACGCCAACUUGAUCCUGUCCAUCACACGGGAGUUAGUGGAGGACCUGAGCGAUCAUUUGGAGCAGUGGAGUCCGGAGCAGUGUAUUGGGGACUGCUUCAUCAAAUUACAAGCGAAGCUGAAGGCGUACACCAACUUCCACAAGAACUACCAGAUUGUGCUGUCCACAUUGGAUAAGUGUCGGCAGCAGUAUCCAGCCUUCCGUGCCUUCCUGAAGCGCACCGAUCGCUCCCCCGAAACCGGCAUGAUGUCACUGACGGAAUUAUUCCUGCUCCCAGCGAGACGGAUCAGUGAGUACAUCCAGAUGCUGCUAGCCCAGCAGGGCGUGACCGCUGACGAACACCCUGACAACACGGACCUGGGCGUGGCUGUGAAAAUGUUCAGGCAGCUGCAGGCAUUCGUGGAUGAGUGCCAUGAGAGGUCGGAGCGAGAGCGCCAGUUGCAAGAGUUGCAGCGUCGCAUCAAGAAGUGCCCAGCCCUGCUGGAGGCAAACCGCUUCCUGAUCAGAGAGCAGGUGGUUGCUAACAUGCAGCAAGUUGAAGAAACCGGCCAGGCAACGGGUCUGUAUGAGCAUGUGCAAGACCUGGGUCUGUUCCUAUUCAACGAUGCGUUGAUGGUGACCAUACGAACAAUCAAGACGUUGCCAUACACACGACAGACUGAGGCACUGUAUCAGUUCCACUCAUCAGUCGCAUUGCCCAGACUGCUGGUACAGGAGCUACCGGACUCAAAAUACAUGAAGUGCGCAUUUGUUCUCCAGACACCCAAGCGUCGCUGGGUCUGCGCAACUGAAGACGAGACUGACAAGAUAACGUUAGUGUCUGCUAUCGAGGCAGCAGUACAGGCCUCGUUAGACGAAACGUAAACAAUGCAAGGUUUCCUAUCAAAGUAUAUUUUCAUCUUUACCUGACUUUACAUUCAUAACUUUUCCACUGAAUACAGGGUGAGCUUUUCUUAAAUCGCAACAUAUGGCAACAUAUGAGGUUGACUUUUAUCUGCUUGAAAAUUGUAUCCAACAUAGCUUGAGGAACUUUUAGGAAUUCAGAGUGAUCAAGUUCUUAGCUG
Molecule: messenger RNA, 3852 nt
Organism: Patiria miniata (bat star)
Lineage: Eukaryota; Metazoa; Echinodermata; Asteroidea; Valvatida; Asterinidae
Product: epithelial cell-transforming sequence 2 oncogene-like
Exons: 22
Coding region: 317-3652 (1111 amino acids)
Molecular function (GO): protein binding; guanyl-nucleotide exchange factor activity
Source: RefSeq, a predicted model, not a curated record